Molecule: messenger RNA, 1596 nt
Organism: Lactuca saligna
Lineage: Eukaryota; Viridiplantae; Streptophyta; Magnoliopsida; Asterales; Asteraceae
Source: the annotation of a GenBank genome assembly
AUGAAUGAUCAACAAAGUCAUCCACAAUCCUACUGGAGAUGGAGCAAAGAAGAUUUCUUCCCGGAGGAAUCUUUCCGGGACUGGAGCACCUACAGAUACGCCUUGUCCCACACCUAUUCCAGGUUCAAAGAUCGUCUCCUCAGCCGCUCUGAAGAUUCCGACGAGAUUGAGAAGCUAAAAAAGCAGAGUGAGAACGAAAUGAAGCGCUGCCUCAACUGGUGGGAUUUGAUGUGGUUCGGUUUUGGUGCAGUCAUCGGUGCCGGAAUCUUUGUUCUCACCGGACAGGAAGCCCAUGACAACGCUGGAUCAGCUAUUGUCUUAUCUUACUUAGCUUCUGGACUCUCGGCUAUGCUUUCUGUCUUCUGCUAUACAGAGUUCGCUAUAGAGAUUCCGGUGGCCGGUGGUUCGUUUGCAUACCUCAGAGUAGAACUAGGAGACUUCGCGGCGUUCAUCACCGCCGGAAACAUCCUUCUUGAAUGCAUUCUGGGUGGUGCAGCGGUUGCUCGAUCAUGGACGUCGUACUUCACCAGUCUUCUCAACCGUGAAUCAAACUCUUUACGAAUACAUACAAAUCUCGCAGAAGGAUACAACCUCUUGGAUCCAAUAGCAGUUUGCGUGCUAACAAUCGCUGCCAUCAUUGCAGUGAGUAGCACAAGAAACACUUCGAGACUUAACUGGAUUGCAUCGGCAAUCAACACCAUCGUCAUCCUCUUCGUCAUCAUCGCAGGGUUUAUGCAUGCGGACACUUCAAACAUGAAACCUUUUGCACCUCAUGGCGCCGAAGGUGUCUUUAGAGCUGCAGCUAUUGUAUACUUCGCUUACGGAGGAUUUGAUACAAUCGCAACCAUGGCGGAAGAAACAAAGAACCCAUCAAGGGACAUACCUCUGGGAUUACUCGGUUCUAUGUCGAUCAUCACUAUAAUUUAUUGCCUUAUGGCGCUUUCGUUAUCCAUGAUGCAGAAAUAUACGGAUAUUGAUCCUAACGCUGCCUACUCGGUUGCAUUUGAAAAAGUUGGCAUGAAGUGGGCUAAGUAUUUGGUGGCUCUAGGUGCGCUCAAGGGUAUGACCACGGUUCUAUUGGUUGGUGCACUUGGUCAAGCUCGUUAUAUAACUCAUAUUGCACGAGCCCACAUGAUCCCACCAUGUUUAGAUGUAUUGGCAAGUUUACUAUCCAUAAGCACACUCUUUGUUUUCAUGAUGAUGGCGGUUGCAAUUAUCGUGAGGAGGUACUAUGUAAAAGGGGUGACACCACGUUCGAGUUUAUUGAAAUUAGUAGGGUUUUUGGUGAUCAUAAUUGGAUCUUCCAUAGGGACUUCGGCUUGUUGGGGGUUGGACCCUAGUGGUUGGGUGGGUUACACCGUUACUGUCCCUUUAUGGUUCUUGGGGACGCUAGGGAUCUCGUUGAUGUUGACACAGCAACGGAUCCCAAAAGUUUGGGGAGUGCCUUUGGUUCCUUGGAUCCCUGCACUUUCGAUUGCAACAAAUUUGUUUUUGAUGGGAUCACUGGAGUAUAUGGCGUUUAUAAGGAGCCAAAUGUUAUGGAUGAAGACAGUGUUGGAAAACCCUAGCCAUGGAUCCGACACAACAUACCAAUAG